Molecule: messenger RNA, 114 nt
Organism: Spirodela intermedia
Lineage: Eukaryota; Viridiplantae; Streptophyta; Magnoliopsida; Alismatales; Araceae
Source: the annotation of a GenBank genome assembly
AUGGAUUUUUCUCGUUUAAAAAUAUUUGUCCUUGGCCAUACCUUGCAUCGAAGACUGAUCUGUCAACUACGUUUUUAUUGCAGUUUGUUGGUGGGUACAUUUUCGAUGGUUUAG